This is a messenger RNA of Achroia grisella, 1098 nucleotides long. RefSeq lists its product as uncharacterized. The transcript has a single exon. NCBI's taxonomy places the organism in Eukaryota, Metazoa, Arthropoda, Insecta, Lepidoptera, Pyralidae. The record is from RefSeq and is a predicted model, not a curated record. Bases 2 to 904 code for a protein of 300 amino acids.
CAUGAAGUGUUCAUCUAAUCCCGAUAUCUCGGCGGUAGCUACUCAAGACAAUGACCGACAAAUUAAAUUACGAAAACGUAAACAGCCAGAAUCCGAAAUUCUUGGAUCUGUUGUGGACAUGGUCGAAAAUAAAAUAAAAGAGGAGUUGUAUGCCUGGAAAAGCCGGUUAGAUGAAUCCAUAGCCGAGUCAAUUAAGAAUGCAGUAAAUACUACGAUUGACACCCAAGUGGCUAAAUUGACAUCCUCUAUAACUGAAUCUCUCCAAAAUAUAUCUUCAAGAUUAAGUGACAUUGAAAAGUCCUUGAACCAUGUCAGUGAAGGACAUGACAGUCUUGAAAGUCGUGUGAAAUCGUUAGAGGAAUGUAUAUUACAUGAGGACAGCACGCAACAUCAAAUGGCAGCCCUUGAAAACAAAAUAGAUCAGAUGGAGCAACAAGCCCGGCAAUGUAAUAUUGAAAUCGCAAAUCUACCUGAGCGUCGAGAUGAAAACAUCAUAUUUCUAUUAGAUAAGAUUGGUGCUGUCAUCAAACACCCUAUCAAACCUGUGGAUGUAAUUUCAGCCCAUCGUGUGCCUCAUAUGGAUAAAAAAAAUGCUCACCCAAAGAAUCUAGUUGUCAAAUUUGUAUCUAAAAUACUGCGUGAUAAUAUAAUAAUUGCCGCGCGUGCCAUGAAAGGAAUUAAGUCGGACCAAUUAUCGAUAACAGGGACUCCUCGUAAUAUUUAUAUAAACGAGCAUCUAACUCCAAAAAAUAAGUACAUAUUUCGUGCGAGUCGUGAAGCUGGCAAAAAACAUGGUUUUAAACAUAUUUGGGUCAAACAUGGCACAAUCCUUGCUCGACAAACUGACUCAUCGCCUAUUUUCGCCAUUCGUAAUGAAAGUGACAUUAACAAGAUCAAAUCCUGAACUGUAUGUGUUUUGUUUUUAUAUUUAUAUACUUAUACUUAUAUUAUUGCAAAAUUGUGCGGAAAUAAUGAUCAAUUGUCAAAAGUUAUAUGUCUUCGUAUAUCUUGUCUUACACAAAUGUAGUGUGUAUUACAAAAAAAUACAUUCCUUAUUAUGUAUCUAUAGCAAAAAAUAUAUACUGAACAUAAGCUAUA